UCAGUCGUGUGUUUUUUUUUUCUUUUUUCUUUUUUCCAAGAACAACCUGUGCUUUGUGUGUGUGUGUGUGAUGUUUUACCUGUAGCAUCACGUUUGUGUACGUGCCGUUUUUUAGAAUGACUGCCGCCAACACUUUGGUCUGUGUGUGAGGGCACGACAGAGUUUUAGAUCGUGUGGAUGUGUGUGUGUCAGGAUGAGUGUUCCUAUGUUGAAAAUUGGUGCGGUGCUCAGCACCAUGGCCAUGGUCACUAACUGGAUGUCCCAGACCCUGCCGUCGCUGGUUGGACUAAACGGAACCAUCAUCACCCCUGAGGGGACACAUGAGCGGAUCGUCAGUGGACUGUACCCCGGCUCAGAGGAAGGCUGGCAGGUGUACAGCACGGCCUCAGAUCCCGACGGCAGGUGUGUGUGCACGGUUGUGGCUCCUGCGAGAAACCUAUGCAAACGAGACCCUCGGAACAGACAGCUUCACCUCCUGACUGAGCAGGUUCAGAAUGUGAGCCAGUCCAUGGAGGUGGUAGAUCUGCGGACGUCCAGAGACCUUCAGUACGUCCGAGACUCUGAACCUCUGCUGAGAGGCGUGGAUGGGCGUCUGCACACUUAUGUGGCCAAUCCUCGCACGCUGACAACCAAAGGCCUCCAGGAGUUGAAUGGCCAGAUGUCUCAGCUCCGGCCUCUCUUGUCAGUGAUGGACCAGUACAGACUGGACUUACAAAUGCUGGCCACCUUGCGAAUGGAGCUGCUCAACCUAUCCAUCAUCCUCACAGCCAUUCAGGAAGAGAUUGGAGCGUAUGACUAUGAAGAGCUUCAGCAAAGGGUGUUACUGCUGGAGACCAGGCUGCACAGUUGCAUGAACAAAUUGGGUUGUGGUCGUCUGACUGCAGUUAGCAACCCAAUCACAGUGAGAGCAUCAGGGUCCCGCUUUGGCUCCUGGAUGACUGACGCCAUGAUUCCCAGCUCCGACAGCAGGGUGUGGUCCAUGGAUGGGUAUUAUAAGGGCAGGCGUGUGUUGGAGUACAGGACCAUGGGGGAUUUCACCAAAGGUCAGAACUUCGUGCAGCAUCUGCUGCCCCAUCCCUGGGCUGGAACCGGCCAUGUUGUCUACAAUGGGUCCCUCUAUUACAACAAGCACCAAAGCAACAUCGUGGUUCAGUACCAUUUCCGUUCUCGCAGUGUGUUGCUGCAGCGGAGCCUCAGCGGAGCUGGAUACAACAACACCUUCCCCUAUAGCUGGGGAGGGUCCUCCGACAUCGACCUUAUGGCUGAUGAGACAGGACUCUGGGCCGUCUACACUUCCAUCCCAAAUGCAGGAAACAUAAUGGUGUGGCCUGCUGCUGUCUUCUCACAUCCUUAUCAGGACAUUUUUAAACUGUGUUUUUCCAUGGUGAGCCGUCUGGACCCUCACUCACUGGUCGUCCUCCAGAGCUGGGACACAGGCUUUCCUAAGCGCAGUGCCGGAGAAGCCUUCAUGAUCUGCGGCACCCUGUACGUCACCAACUCCCACCUGGCCGGGGCCAAAGUCCACUUUGCCUAUCACACAAACACCUCCACGUACGAGUACACUGAUAUUCCCUUCCACAACCAGUAUUCCCACAUAAGCAUGAUGGACUACAACCCCAGAGAAAGAGCAUUGUACACCUGGAACAAUGGUCACCAGGUGCUCUACAACGUAACACUGUUUCACGUCAUCCGGAGCGAUGGCUAAAACGUAAAAUAAGAAGUGUUAAAUCUUCAUAUGAAAGGACACCGCAGCUUCCGACACACAAACACAAUUUUCAUUUACAUCAGAAAUUAGGAGUACUGUCUGUUUGAAUUAGAGCGACUUUAAAAAAACUGAUCAGAGUCAAGAGAUGUUGAUAGAAGGACAGAGGCCAGAAAUUAACCCAUUCUUAACCAGUUCUGUUUCAUUCCACUCAUUCAUCAAGUGGUGACUGUAGAAACAGAGGUGGAAAAAAAAACAUACAGGUCAUGAACUGAAUUUGCCUCCGAUGUGGAGAUGUGAUGGCAGUCCUGACAGAGAUAUUUUGGGUUUGUGAUGUGAUUGUGGACGUGUUCAGUCAGCAUGAUUGUUUGUUCAAAUAAACUUUACUGUGAACCUUAACUUUUUUCACUUUUGUGUUGUCAAACAGGAAAAUUCAUAUUUGUGUUUAUGUUGCAAUUUAUGUGCAUGGUGGUUUACACAGCAACUUCUAUUGAGACCCCUACCAUCAAAGCUG
Menidia menidia (Atlantic silverside) is the source of this 2216-nucleotide messenger RNA. The record is from the annotation of a GenBank genome assembly. NCBI's taxonomy places the organism in Eukaryota, Metazoa, Chordata, Actinopteri, Atheriniformes, Atherinopsidae.